Molecule: messenger RNA, 1896 nt
Organism: Trypanosoma cruzi
Lineage: Eukaryota; Euglenozoa; Kinetoplastea; Trypanosomatida; Trypanosomatidae
Exons: 1
Coding region: 1-1896 (631 amino acids)
Molecular function (GO): GTP binding
Source: RefSeq, a predicted model, not a curated record
AUGUGGUGGACGCUGCGCCUCUUGCAGCGGGAAACGGGCACGUCCUCGGCGCUUUCGCUCACCGAGGCAUGUGUCACACGGCAGUUAACGACAAAAAACAUACGAAGGCCAAAGAAAGUGCAACGUCAAAUGUGGAUGGACCGGAUGAAAAAAAGACGACGUGAGCGGGCAAGGAUGAUCGCUGCACACGAGGAAUCCCAAAAGGCAUCCAUGAACAACCCCACUUUGAGUGGCCGAGACGUCAUCAUGGCUCAACUUGCCAAUGAAAUAUUUAGCCGAGGACACAAACAUGUCUGCUGCGCAACAAACAUCUCGUUUGUGCCUGAUGGCAACGCUGCCAUGCCUGAGGUUGCACUCGCGGGGCGUGGGAAUGUCGGCAAAACAUCACUGCUUCGUUCCCUUUUUCGGGCUUCACGCGAGGUUGGGCGCUCAAACGUCAAGUUACGUCGUGAUGCAAUGAACUUCUUUAACGUUGGGGGCGGUGUGUUCAAUGUGGUGGAUCUGCCAGGGUUUGGCGGUACAUCCGUUCCGUGGUCAACUGUGUUGCAGCAUGCCGUCCUGCUUCGCAACUUUGUGCAGUACCGCCCAAGUUUGAAAAUGCUAUAUUACUGUAUGGAUGUGCACUAUAAGCACGGUGUAUACAUCCAAGACAUUGACAUUCUAAGAUUUCUUUCAAAGGAGGUGCCGAACUUUACAAUUGUUCUGACAAAGGGCGAUCAGCUCGACACGACAAAAUCGAAUGACGCGUUUCGUCUAGAGGAUAUCCGAAGGGAAUUACUUUUUCAUGACAUCACUCACCCCGUACUUGUCACCAGUGCGUACCACAUGGGUGGUAUCGAUGCAUUGCGUUUUGACAUGGUGAUGAACUGCAUGCACGCCGUCCCAACCGAACGCCUGACGCUGACAGAAGCAAAAAGACUGUCGGAACGUCUGCUGUCACAACGCGAACUCGGCACAGUACGUCAGUUGGACUUGCCGCCUACGCAGCUUCAGGAAGACCUGAUAGCGUGGGAAGCUGAACUACGGCAGGAGCGGGCCGCAGGAGGAGUAACAGAGAGAGAAGAUGCGGUGGAAAGCACGGAGAGAACAAUUGCUUCAGAAGGCAAAGUGGAGGAGCACAAAAUCUCUGUGGCGUCCAGCAUUAAAAAUGGCUACAACAACAACAACAAUAACAGAAGUGAACGCAGCGAGAAAGAGUCAACAUCAAUGGUGGAGAUGCAUUCAUCAGGCUGUUCCAACGCUCUACUUGAUCCUGAUCGAGAAGUGGCCUUUGCUUCUCUCUGCAAGAAGUUGACAAACAAUGCCCUGAUGAGUUACGUAAAACAGACAAGUCCGUGGCGCAAUCCACUUGUGUGGCCAACGAACGUGAUACCAACAAAACAUCCAAAGUCAAACAUUAUGCGAUGCCCCGAGGAUCCGCAGAAUCCAUACCUUACUCAGGCUCACUUUGUCUGCCCCCGAGCGGACAUGCUUUUUCGUCGUCCCAACGUGGGUGUGCGUAGGGCUUCGAACAAGGGCCGAUAUGAAGCCGACCGACCGCUUGCAUUUCUCAUGAAACCGUACACAGUGCCAUAUUUUCCCGAUAUUGUGGACGUUAAUAUGCACCCGCUGCCUUGGACUUUUCUUGGCAGCCGUGAGGCCUACUAUGAGAAGAAUGGUGGUCGGCACCUGGGUGUACGCCUAUCGCAGUACGCCUCCACCGGAGAAGUUCGAGCCCUCGCGGAUAAUCCAGCACCCGCCGAGCCGGAUCUUACGAAGGAGGUCCGGGCGCUUGAGCGGGCCCGCUAUGGAUCCCCUAUUGCGAUGCUGCGGCCGCCUGAAAAGGCGCAUAGGGAGGCUAGCGCUCCUGUUGUUAUUGAUGUUGGCGUGGCGAAUAACGAACGUGCGGAUGAAUGA